GAACAGUCGUAUUAGAGUGCUGCAGUUGUUUGGUUGCUGGUCUGUGUGAUUGUAAUAAGUUUAGGUGUAGUUUGUUACUUGUUUUACUACGACGUGUGUAUAAUAAUUAAGAUAAACAAAAUACCCCUGGGAGUAGUGAAUAGCUUACUAACCGUCAUCGAACGGUAGACAACUUUUUGUGUCAUACUUAGAUGUUUAGAUAUGUUUAGGACGAAUUGUUAACAAAGUUGUUAGUUAGCAAUAUCAAGAGAUUUGCUUAAAUCUACUACUAAAGCAAUCCCCAGGUUGGUUAGAAGCUUAGCUUCGGUGAUAUCUAAUACAAUCACAUGAAAGUUUUGAUGAGUUCAUUCCAAUGAACUCACCUGCACAAAAGUUCAGUAGUAACCAUACAGGUUUAGAAGUAAAAUUACAAAGCUCUCCGCUUGAUGAUGACUACAACCCAUUCGAGAAUCGACGGGUUAGGAAAGCCACCUCCUCCACUGGAACGUUAAUUCAUCUGAUAAAGAGCUCUCUCGGUACGGGCAUUCUCGCUAUGCCUUUGGCCUUUCGGAAUGGCGGUUUGGCGUUCGGGAUUUUGGGCACCGUGAUAGUCGCUGUGAUUUACGCUCAUUGUGUGCACUUACUGGUCAGUACAUCUCAAAAGUCAUGUAAACGAAACAAGAUCCCGUCGCUUGGGUUUUCUGAGACUGCUGAAAGCGUGUGCGCCAAUGGACCUCCGCGUGUACAAAGAUUUGCAGGAUUUGCCAAGGGCUACAUAGAUUACAUGCUACUAGUGAUGAGCUACUUCUCGGUCAGUGUCUAUCUGGUCUUCAUAUCCACAACAAUGCGCGAUGUUAUCAACUACGAACUGGAGCUUCAAUGGGAAACCCGAACUUACAUUCUGAUGACAACGGCCGUUGUGGCACUAAUAACGCAAGUUCGAGAAUUAAAAUAUUUGGUUCCGUUUUCCUUGCUCGCCAAUUCUUCCAUAUUCGUGGUGUUCAUCAUUACGCUUUAUUAUAUCUUCAAAGAACCUGUCUCCAUAGAGAACCGGAAUCUUUGGCCGGAAUGGAGUAAUUUACCAUCGUUUUUCGGUAUAGCAGUUUAUGCAAUCGAGGGCAUUGGAAUUGUGUUACCGGUUGAAAAUAAGAUGAAACAUCCUCAGGACUUUCUAAAACCAAUAGGUACAGUUAAUGUGGGAAUAUCCUUCAUCAGUGUACUCUAUGUCGUCACUGGCUUUUUUGGCUAUGCACGUUACGGACCAGAUACUAAAGGAUCAAUUACGCUCAAUUUACCCACCGAGGAAAUAUUAGCUAAAUCAACGCAACUGUUGGCUGCUUUGGCAAUUCUACUCACCACCGGUUUGUAUUACUACGUACCCAUGGAAAUCCUGUGGCUAAAGAUAGGACACAAGAUUUCUCCGAGGUGGGAAAAUCUGGCCCAAAUAGGCAUACGCUUGGGAAUAGUUGUCCUAAUGAUGGGCUUAGCACUGACGAUUCCUCAGCUGGAGUACUUCAUCGGAUUUGUGGGUUCUAUUGGAUCUGCGACGUUGGCCCUGCUAACCCCGAUUACCUUGGACACAAUUUUCCGGUGGCCGAAUGAUUUUGGCUGGCUGAAGUGGCGGUUGGUGAAGAAUGCCGUACUUGCGACUUUUGGAGGAUUCAUCCUGAUCGUUGGAACUUACUUCAGUAUACAGGAUAUUAUUGAAAAUAUUUAGUGUUUUUUGGAGUAGACUGUGAAUUUUUUAACAAAAUUGGGCGUGCAUGUUAGGUUAAUGAUACGAAUUAAUGUACAAUAAAAAUGAUUUUUGACUCAAGAUUGAGCUGCAUGAGUCAAUAAGUUAUAGCCAUAAAUUUAAAAAGUCGAAGUUGAAAUAUUAAAAAAUUGUACAAUCGAAGAGACAAAAAAAAAGUAAAAUCAAUCAUUAGAGAAGCGACAAAUCUAGAAAACAAAAAAUCCAAAAACUCAAAGUUUUAAGGAGUUGUAAGGUUAACAAGCAAAAAGUACAAAAUCUCAAAAUAGAAUUGUUUCUAAACUUAUUUUUGUUCCAUUUAAAUGUAUUUUUUAUCUGUUUGACCCUGUUGUACGAUGAUGCUAAGUUAUUAAAUAAAUAAAUAAAAAAUUUGCUUAAGAAUGAAAAAGUGCAUUGUGA
Wyeomyia smithii (pitcher-plant mosquito) is the source of this 2131-nucleotide messenger RNA. Its product is annotated as proton-coupled amino acid transporter-like protein CG1139. Lineage: Eukaryota; Metazoa; Arthropoda; Insecta; Diptera; Culicidae. The transcript is spliced from 7 exons. Gene Ontology annotation, molecular function: amino acid transmembrane transporter activity. Gene Ontology annotation, biological process: amino acid transmembrane transport. The coding region runs from base 353 to 1696 and encodes 447 amino acids. The record is from RefSeq and is a predicted model, not a curated record. Gene Ontology annotation, cellular component: vacuolar membrane.